GAGGCGGCUCUGGUCGCUGUAGUCGCCAGCUUGCUUUCUUUUUUUGUCCGCUGCUGGGUCAGCCAUGGCGGCCGUGAAGACCCUGAAUCCCAAGGCCGAGGUGGCCAGAGCCCAGGCGGCGUUGGCGGUCAAUAUCAGCGCGGCACGGGGACUGCAGGACGUGCUGAGGACCAACUUGGGGCCUAAGGGCACCAUGAAGAUGCUUGUUUCCGGCGCUGGCGAUAUCAAGCUCACCAAAGACGGCAACAUGCUGCUGCAUGAAAUGCAAAUUCAACACCCAACUGCCUCCUUAAUAGCAAAAGUAGCAACAGCCCAGGAUGACAUAACUGGCGAUGGUACUACUUCAAAUGUCCUUAUCAUUGGAGAGUUACUGAAGCAGGCGGAUCUCUACAUUUCUGAGGGUCUUCAUCCCAGAAUAAUUACUGAAGGGUUUGAAGCUGCAAAGGAAAAAGCCCUUCAGGUUUUGGAACAAAUCAAAGUAAGCAGAGAGAUGGACAGGGAAACACUUAUAGAUGUGGCCAGGACCUCUCUGCGUACUAAAGUUCAUGCUGAACUUGCAGAUGUCUUAACAGAGGCUGUAGUGGACUCCAUUUUGGCCAUUAAAAAACAAGAUGAACCUAUUGACCUCUUCAUGGUUGAGAUCAUGGAGAUGAAACAUAAAUCUGAAACUGAUACAAGCUUAAUCAGGGGACUUGUUUUGGACCAUGGGGCACGGCAUCCAGAUAUGAAAGUAGAAGAUGCGUACAUCCUCACAUGCAAUGUGUCAUUGGAAUAUGAAAAAACGGAAGUGAAUUCUGGCUUUUUUUACAAGAGUGCGGAAGAGAGAGAAAAACUAGUAAAAGCUGAAAGAAAAUUCAUUGAAGAUAGAGUUAAAAAAAUAGUAGAACUGAAAAAGAAAGUCUGUGGUGAUUCAGAUAAAGGAUUUGUUGUUAUUAAUCAAAAGGGAAUUGACCCCUUUUCCUUAGAUGCUCUUGCAAAAGAAGGCAUAGUAGCUCUGCGCAGGGCUAAAAGGAGAAAUAUGGAGAGGCUGACUCUUGCUUGUGGUGGAGUACCUCUGAAUUCUCUAGAUGACCUAAAUCCUGAUUGUUUGGGACAUGCAGGACUUGUGUAUGAAUAUACAUUGGGAGAAGAGAAGUUCACCUUUAUUGAGAAAUGUAACAAUCCUCGCUCUGUCACAUUAUUGGUCAAAGGACCAAAUAAGCACACACUUACUCAAAUCAAAGAUGCGAUAAGAGAUGGCUUGAGGGCUGUCAAAAAUGCUAUUGAUGAUGGCUGUGUGGUUCCAGGUGCUGGUGCAGUAGAAGUGGCAAUGGCAGAAGCCCUGAUAAAAUACAAAUCCAGUGUAAAGGGCAGGGCCCAACUUGGAGUUCAAGCAUUUGCUGAUGCAUUGCUCAUUAUUCCCAAGGUUCUUGCUCAGAACUCUGGCUUUGACCUUCAGGAAACAUUAGUUAAAAUUCGAACAGAACAUUCUGAAUCAGGUCAACUUGUGGGUGUGGACUUGAACACAGGGGAGCCAAUGGUGGCAGCAGAAGUAGGCAUUUGGGAUAACUAUUGUGUGAAGAAACAGCUUCUUCACUCCUGCACUGUGAUUGCAACCAACAUUCUCUUGGUUGAUGAGAUCAUGCGAGCUGGAAUGUCUUCUCUCAAAGGUUGAAUUGCAGCUUCUCUUGUGUCUGAAUUUUGAAGACUCCAGAGUGAUCCUGAAAAACAGCUGUGGGAUUUUUGUCCAAGUUCCAAAUGAUUUUCAAAAGAAUUUUCUUUGCCCAUUGGGGGGAGGGGAGAACAAUACUGGCACCUAUUCAAAUUACAAUGUUCUGAAAUUAUGAUUACAGUAUUUUUUAAAUUGCACUGAAUAUAUACACAUGAAGCAAAUCCUUUUA
Molecule: messenger RNA, 1880 nt
Organism: Oryctolagus cuniculus (rabbit)
Lineage: Eukaryota; Metazoa; Chordata; Mammalia; Lagomorpha; Leporidae
Source: RefSeq, a predicted model, not a curated record